Molecule: messenger RNA, 1879 nt
Organism: Ahaetulla prasina
Lineage: Eukaryota; Metazoa; Chordata; Lepidosauria; Squamata; Colubridae
Gene: SCN2B
Product: sodium voltage-gated channel beta subunit 2
Exons: 4
Coding region: 176-802 (208 amino acids)
Cellular component (GO): membrane
Source: RefSeq, a predicted model, not a curated record
AUUUUUGGUAGUGGUGGUGGCGGCGGCAACAACAGUGGCCGCCGCCCCUCCAGCCGGCCAUCUUGGAGCCAAACCCCGCCGCUGCCCAAGGACGAUGAGUGCUCCGGACGGACGGACGGGCACUUGACCUCCGCCCUGUCCAGCUGCUGAACCCCGCGCGCCGCCGCCCUUGAGGAUGAGCUCCGCAAGCCCGGCGCUGCAGCUGUUGCUGCUCUUCCCGCUGGUGCUGAACACGCUGGGCAUGGAGCUGAUGGCCCCAACCACUGUCUAUGCUCUGAACGGCUCUUCCAUUCGUCUCAGCUGCACUUUCAAUUCCUGCUACCAGGUAGACAAAAAGCAGUUCUCCAUGAAUUGGACCUACCAAACCUGCCAGAACUGCACCGAAGAGAUGUUCUUGCAGUUUAAGCUGAAAGUGGUUCCUGUGGAGCUGAAGCGUUUUGAAGAUCGUGUGGAGUUUACGGGAAACCCCAGCAAGAAUGAUGUGUCCUUCACCCUCCACAGGGUGCAGCUGGAGGAUACAGGGCUGUACAACUGCUAUGUGAUGAACCCGCCUGACCGACACAAGGGCCAUGGCCAGAUCAACCUCCAAGUUCUCACAGAAGAGCCCCCAGAGCGGGACUCCACUGUGGCCGUAAUUGUGGGGGCCACUGUGGGGGGCUUCCUGGCUGUGGUGAUCCUGGCCUUGGUCAUUGUCAAGUGUGUCCGGCGCAAGAAGCAGCAAAGGCUCAACACAGAUGACCAGAAGACCGAAGAAGAGGGCAAGACAGAUGGGGAAGGGAACCCGGAGGAAGGCAUGAAGUAGGGAGGGGAGUCUCUCCCCCUGGCUAGCCUCCCUGCUCCUCCUUGUCCCUGACCUCUUCUCCCAUGGACUUUCUCUAAAGCAAAGAGCUCCAUCCAAAGUUUCAGAAAGACUGGAGCGCUUUCUCUCUCCCUCUUCACUGCUGGGCUCUUGGGCCAGAGCACAGCAUGGGCUGGCUGCCGGUAGUGGGUUUUUAUUGGGGGGGAGGGAGGGAGUUUGCUGAAACUGAAAGCUGCCUGGGGUGAGUCUGCAUUCCUGUCCCAGAUGGCAGUUCCUCCGUUUGGACAGAGGAAGCCCUGUUUUGCGUCCCUGGCAAAAAGGCCACUGCCACCCCUGCCCCUGCUGCCUUCAUGGCAAGCCUUGGGAAAGCGAAAGCUUUUUUUCUUUGCUCACGGAGCACAAUGCUCCCUACUGGAAGGGGCCUGAGACGAGGCAGAUGUCUUAGGAACUGAUGAGGGCUCACAGCUCUGUGGCGGGGAGAGGGACUGUGUGUCCCACGGCCAAGCAGGAUUUCCUCUCCAAAGCAGAAACUGCCAUUUCUCACUUUCCACCUUGAAUACCAAGCACAAUUCACCACUGCCAGGAGAAUUCACUGCCAGGGGUCAGCAGCCGUCUCUCCUGCAGGCCAGCACUGCACCCCACUCCCAUCUUACCAACCCACUGCUGGACUGUUUGGAAGGAAUGCUGUUGACCCUCGCACCCCUCUCAUGAAAAAACCUGAAGGUUUUCUGUCUGGCAUAAGCAGGAAGUGUGUGCAUGUUGAGGGGAGCAUGGGAAGGAAGGAAGGAAGGAAGGAAGGAAGGAAGGAAGGAAGGAAGGAAGGAAGGAAGGAAGGAAGGAAGGAAGGAAGGAAGGCUGUUUGGGACUUAGUGAAAGAGUUUCCACCCAGACCCACAGCAACUGGUCUUUGCUCACACCUCUUGCCUGCUAGUUACACCCCCAAAGCAAGAAAGGCCCUGGAAGCCUCCAUUCUCCCCCCCCCCAAGCCAUGACCCCUCCUGGGAUUCUCCACUCAGCAGCCCCUGAACUGGCCCUUACUUCUGGGCAUGAGGCUACUUUCCUAGGACGUUCCCCUGGGGG